GUUUCCCGCAACCCAAGUUGCAGAUACCAGAAAUAUCUCCGCGGGAUUCCGUUUCCCAUCUCUUCUUCGUCGUCGUCGUCGUCUUCUUCCCGCUAAAUAGUCGUCGAUCGGACCAAAGAAUGUCGCUCACUCCCUUCGGAUUCGGUUCACGGCGGGGCCGCAUCUUCGAUCCCUUCUCCCUCGACGCCUGGGACCCCAUCCAGGGCUUCCCCUUCCACACUUCCCUCUCCUUCUCUCCGGCCACCGUACCCGGCGAGGCGUCGGCGUUCGCGGCCGCUCGCGUCGACUGGAAGGAGACUCCGGAGGCGCACGUGUUCAAGGCCGACCUGCCCGGGCUGAGGAAGGAGGAGGUCAAGGUGGAGGUGGAGGACGGGCGCGUCCUCCAGAUCAGCGGCGAGCGCAGCCGCGAGCACGAGGAGAAGACCGAUACUUGGCACCGUGUCGAGCGGAGCAGCGGCAAGUUCCUCCGGAGGUUCCGCCUGCCGGAGAAUGCCAAGGUCGAACAGGUGAACGCCGCCAUGGAGAACGGCGUCCUCACCGUCACGGUUUCCAAGGAGGGGGUCAAAAAGCCUGAUGUCAAGUCCAUCGAGAUCUCCGGUUGAUUGGUAAUAGUAUGAGUGAAGACGUGCUUACCGUUUGCUUGAAUUAGGUCAUAUGUUGCGCGUUCGUCCUGGUCGGGUUGUCAACGAUCGUUUCACACGUGUCGAAGAAGUUUGUGAUGCGUCUGUCUUCCUUUCGUCAUUGCCUGAUGUGGUCUUUUGUGUAAUAUCGAUGGAGAUAAAUAAAUUAUAAGCUAAUCAUAUAUUACAAAUAA
Messenger RNA from Musa acuminata AAA Group (dessert banana), 814 nucleotides. Its product is annotated as 17.3 kDa class I heat shock protein. Gene Ontology annotation, biological process: response to heat; protein complex oligomerization; protein folding. The coding region runs from base 120 to 602 and encodes 160 amino acids. The record is from RefSeq and is a predicted model, not a curated record. The transcript has a single exon. NCBI's taxonomy places the organism in Eukaryota, Viridiplantae, Streptophyta, Magnoliopsida, Zingiberales, Musaceae.